Psylliodes chrysocephalus is the source of this 3657-nucleotide messenger RNA. The record is from the annotation of a GenBank genome assembly. NCBI's taxonomy places the organism in Eukaryota, Metazoa, Arthropoda, Insecta, Coleoptera, Chrysomelidae.
GUUGUCAAUGUCAAAUGCCAGAUUCAGUUUAAUGUUGUGACUUGUGACUCAUAUUUAAUUUUAUAAAUUUUAUAAUAUAAUUUAGAAAUUUAUUAAUAAUGGAGUGGUUAUUUGGCAAAAAAGUUACCCCCGAGGAAAUGCUUCGGAAAAAUCAGAGAGCUUUAAAUAAAGCAAUGCGAGACUUAGACAGGGAAAAACAAAAAAUGGAACAACAAGAGAAAAAAGUUAUUAAUGAUAUCAAAAAAUUAGCAAAAGAAGGACAAAUGGAUGCUGUAAAAAUAAUGGCCAAAGACUUGGUUAGAACUAGAAGAUACGUAAAGAAAUUUAUGUUGAUGAAAGCUAACAUCCAAGCAGUUUCAUUGAAAAUCCAAACACUUAGGUCUCAAAAUACCAUGGCACAAGCCAUGAAAGGCGUUACUAAAGCCAUGCAAAGUAUGAAUAGGCAACUCAAUUUACCUCAAAUACAAAGAAUACUUCAAGAAUUUGAAAAACAAUCUGAAAUUAUGGAUAUGAAGGAAGAAGUAAUGAAUGAUGCCAUUGAUGAUGCAAUGGAAGGAGAUGAUGAUGAAGAGGAAAGUGAUGCAAUUGUGAACCAAGUUUUAGACGAACUGGGUCUCCAAUUGGGCGACACCCUUUCAGGUUUACCUCAAACGGCCGGCAACUUACCCGCAAGCGGUCAUAAGCAACCGGCCGCUGCUGCAGCCGUAGCCGGUGGUAGCAAUAACAACGGAGGUGGUGCCAGUGGAGGUGGCGGAGCUGCGGGUGGCGGCGGAGGUGGAUCUUCUGCAGGUCUUUCCGAUGCCGACGCCGAUUUACAAGCCAGGCUGGAUAAUUUACGUAGAGAGUAAUUUUAUAUUUAUGGAAAGGUUUAUUUUAUUUUAUAGGAUGCAAGAAAAUAAGGUCAACGAAUAUAGAAUGUGGGUUCUUAAUUUUUUUUUAUAUUGAACAAAGGAAUUAAAUGCAUUUUUUCCCUAUACUUCUUUCAAACUGUCAAUAUUUGAUAGGCUUUUGACGCGUCCUGUGUCAAUUAAUUUUGUGUUUAUGCUUUAUAUUUGUGAUAUUUUCACUCAAAAAAAAAAUAUAUAUUAAUCUUGUAUCUGAAUACUCUUAUUACAAAUACUGGGUGACCAAAGUUUUAUAACGUCCAUAUGGAAAGUAAAAUAACAUUACUUUUCUCCAAGCUCAUUUAGUUAGUUCCUGUGAUUCCCAAAUUAGACAAUCAUUUACCUAUAUAUUGUCUUAUGUUAUUCUGCUUGCAAGUCUUAUAAUUAAACCAAUGAUGAACAACAACUAGACCAACUUUGUUUACAAAAAGAGAUUUGUAGAAGUUCAUGUGGUUAUAAUUCGGAAUUUAUCCAACAAAAGGGCUCUAAAACGCACAGAAGACUUUCGAAAUUGAUUUAAAAAAGUAUAUUUGUAUUCUUAAUGUCAGUUAUCAAUUUAAUGUCUUUCUGUUGCAACUUUUGUAGUUGUUUAGUUUUUAUACUCUUUGUUUUUUAUCCAUUUAAUUGUUCCUGGUUACGCCACUGCUUUCCUUUCAUAAACCAAUAGAAGUGAUUUUAAAAAAUAACAUUCAUAUUUGUUUUUGUGACUUCAGAUCAUCAGCGUUCUUUGUAAAAUUAAAAAAAUACAGUUUUCUUUUAAACCUAACAGUAGUUAAAGAUGUUUUUCAGGAAGUAUGCAAUUUAUUUGACAAUGUGGCAAAAAUGUAAAGCAGUAGUAGUACAUGAAAUAAUUGGUCUAUCAUCGUUAGUUUAAAUCGGAUCUUUCGAAUAGGAUUUUAUUAGAAUUAAUAAUUAAUAAUUUUCAAUGAUUGAUUUGCAUCUGUUGUGGCUCACCCGGUAUAUAAGUUGCCUUAUUUUUUUAGUAUUAAUUGUAAGAAUAACAAUUCUGCUUGAAAAAAAAAUAUAUAAAUAUUAAUAAAUAAAGUUAUUGUUAUACUACAUGUAGUUGUUUAGGUAGUUUUGUAAAAUUUGUAUAUUUUUUUAAAUUUUUAAUAUUUUAUCAAGAACACAAACACGAUGGCGAUUUAGUUUCUUGUUUUAUUUCGAAAUGGAUAUUAAAUCAUUAUUUUGAGUAAUACCAAAAAAAAAACGUAUAUAUACAGAGUGGUCUAAAAUAAUUGAAUGAUUUCCAUACUUUUUCGCCACUCUAUAUAUAAGUUGUAUAAUUUUUAUUAUGUCGAAUUAAAACCUUUUAAAUAAAAUAUAUGCAGGAUGGCCAAACGAAAACAUACCAGAAUCGUCAGAAACUGUGUCAACAUUUUAGAUAGGCUAAAUUUUUGAUAAUGUCAACUGUCAUACAUCAGUAAUGAUUGCAUUAAUUUUGAUUUUAUCGCCCUCCAGUGGGUUGAAAACUGUUAAGUGUGACACUUCAUUUGAAAUCGAAUUCUAUUAAUAAUUUAAUGCACAGUUUAACAAAAGUUAUUUAAAUAAAAAAAUAUAUUAUCUAAAUUGUAGGAAAUUUUCUUUAGUUUCAUUUUGUAUAUAAUUUUAGGCGCCAUUUUUCCAAUAUGGCGGCGCAAGCGGCAAAUAUGCCAUGUGGCAAAGUUGAAAUUCUGAAAGAGCACAUAAUUCUGUAAUUAUUGAGCAUUCCAACAAAUGAAUUUUAUAAUUUUACGGACACAUAUGUAAACAAAAUGAAGAAUAAUUCAACCAGUUUAUACAGAACUACUGAAUCUGUUCACAAAUUAGAUUCAGACUCAAGCUGAAUAUUUUUUUUAAUUUAUUGAUGUUAUUUAAAUUUUUAGUUUCUAAAUUCUUUAAAAAAUGUUUAUUUUUAGUUUUUUACGCAAUACAACACAUACGUUAGUGUAUGUUUAAUUGCAUAUUUCAUCAAUCAUUAUGUAGCGACUUUAGGCGAACAAAAAUAGCGACAAUGACAGAUGUCGGUGCGGCAACACUGGUCGUAUUUGUUACUUUCUUUAUUUAAAUUAUAUUUGUUAGAUUAACAAAGGGGAUGUGAAUUGUAUAUAGCUAGGCUAUUGAUUAUGUCAAAUAGAAAGUGACAAUCACCUUCAUGGGUUUUUAUCCCAUGAAUCGUUCAAAUGGUCAUUAAAAAUGAAAAAAGUGCUAUUGAAUUUAAUAAAUAAAAUAACUAUAGGGUUAUAAUUUUCUUCUAGUUUCCAAAUUUUCGUCGCCUCUUACCGAAAGUUUAGUAAUUUUCUUCUAUAUUAAUUGAGCUGUCAUUGACUUCAUACAAUAAGAAGUCAAAAAAAAUAUUGGCCAAAUUUCUUAACGAAAGAGGCUAGUAAAUUUUACAAUUGCGUAGAAGAAGAAUAAAUGACAUUGACAUUUUAUUAAUUUAUUUUGAAUUUAAAAUUUUCUGUAAAUAUACUACGUCUGAUGCAAGUAUUUCCUGAAUAUAUCUUCAAAUUAUUGCAAUCGACUUUAGAUGGAGCUUCUGAUUUGAUUUUAAAGUAAAAGUUUUUUUUUCACUUGUCAUUAUCUCUUUUAUAAUAAUUUCAGAAGAAUAUUAAGCAAUAAUCGAGUGCCUGUACGAGAAUUAUUGUUUCAACUUGAAAAACAUCCUACAGGUAACUUCAAUCUUCUCUCCAAAUUUAUAUGUACGGUAAUGUCGAUAAUAAGGUACCUGUUUAUGUAAAAAUGAGCGUCAUAAUUUCUUUUUAAAUGAAAAUUGAAUGUCCUUAGAGAUAAU